AGUGUUAAUCAUGGCGUUGCCGUGGCGGGGGGCUGUCGCUCUCUGCCCCAUUCCCACCCCGAAAACCCACCUGUAAACACAGCCGAGCCGACGAGAAGCUGUUAAAAAGUAAAAAAAGAAGAAAAAAAGACAUUAUGAUGUUACCGCACAGACAGCAUCUACUCUGAGAAACUGUGAAACUACUGGAUUUGUCGCCCGGAGCGCUUUUGCCAUGUCUUUACUCUGUGUGAGAGUGAAAAAAGCCAAGCUCCAAGGACCUCCAGACAAAUUCAACACCUAUGUGACACUGAAGGUGCAGAAUGUCAAAAGCACAACAAUCACUGUGCGGGGGGACCAGCCAUGUUGGGAACAGGACUUCAUGUUUGAGAUCAACCGGCUGGAUCUUGGCCUUAUUGUAGAAGUGUGGAACAAAGGCCUCAUUUGGGACACCAUGGUGGGGACGGCCUGGAUCCCCCUCAAGAGUAUCCGACAGUCAGAGGAGGAAGGGUUAGGUGAGUGGACCUUUCUGGAUGCGGAGGUCCUGAUGAAGGCCGAUGAGAUUUAUGGCACCAAGAACCCAACGCCUCACCGGGUCCUGCUGGACACUCGCUUUGAGCUGCCUUUUGACAUCCCAGAUGAUGAGGCACAGUACUGGACAGGCAAGCUGGAGCGCAUCAAUACCAUGAGGAUCCAUGAUGAGUACCCUGUUCAGGAUGACGUUCAGAAUCGCCCACUGCCGUUUGCUGCUUCUCAGUGCUCACUGGAUGACCAGGACAGUGCUGUGGAUGACCGGGAUAGCGACUACCGCAGUGAGACCAGCAACAGUCUGCCCCCACGUUAUCACACCACAUCUCAGCCUAACUCCUCCAUGCACCAGUACCCCAUGGGACCCCGGCUACAACACCACCUAGACUCCUGCACAGACUCUGUCCACAGUUUUGACAUGGAUUACAGGGAUCAGAGAGGGAGCAGAUCCUUAAACCAGAAAGGCAGGGUCAGGAUCAUCCCUGUAGAUUCUGGCAUGGGGGUAGAUGAUUGGGAAAACAAAUUCAAAGUUCAGGGCAAGCCUCAGUUGAGUGAUUUCUUUGAUGAUGAGGAUGACAAAGUUAUCCUUCGAAUGGCGAGAGCAGGCACUGAGCCAUCAUGCAGUGCUGUCAGUCAAAAUACUCAACGUAGCGGCAUCCCGCCUGCCACCUACCCUGAGGGUUAUGACACUAUUGAUCGGCGGAGAAAGAAAAAGAUAAGGGACCCAGGAGGGUUGGUCAGCAAAGAGGCAGAAAAAAUCAGAGAUGAGCCUUUCCCCCCUGACCUUGCACUCUUACGCCAAAAGAGAGGGGAGCUAGUUAUGCGGCAGGUAGCAGAGAUUCAGGAAGAUGAGGAGAAUAUGACACCAUGCCUAAGGCCAUACAAGAAUGGGCUUCUCUACAAGACAAGAAUGUGGGCUAAAAAUGAACUAGAGAACACACUGGAGAAUUAUGUGGCAUACAAGGAAGAGGAAGCCGCCAGGCUGAGGGCAAGGUUUGAUUUUGAUGAAGAGGGUUCUGAGGAGCUACACUACCCUAUAGGAGCAGAGGACAAUAUUGAUGACAUUGCCUUUUUAGCAGAGGACUUUCACUCUGAGAAUGUAAGAGGUCAUGGCAAAGACAGGUAUUCUUUGUCUUAUGGUUGCCACAUAGAGAAUCCUCAGGGUUUCCGUGAUAAAAAGUCUGGAAAAGGUAAAAUUGGAGGAUGGGCUCCAGAGGCAAUGCUUUCUCCAGUGGAGGAGCCAAGUGAUGAAUAUGUAGACCCUAUGGAUGAGCUCCAGUGUCUAGUUGAAACAGUUUCUGAAUAUCUUGCGGAAAAAGAGGAGGAAAUAAGCAAGUAUGGUUCCCUUCCUAAAUCAACCAAAUCCAGGCUAUCAUCUCAGGGCAGCAACAGAACAGAUUCCCUCGGCGAGGAUCAAAACAGUUCAUCAAAGGAUAUUAGAGGGGAAGCCCAAUCACAGAUUCCCUCUGAUCAGGGUAUUUCAGGGGUGAAAAAUGCUGUUAGCUCCUUAUUUAGUUCCUUCACUGACAAAGUUGGUGCAGGUCCCAAACAGCCUGGUUCCUCAGUGCCAUCACCUUCUCCACAACCCUCACAAUCUGGAAUAUCAAAACUAUUCUCCUUCAUCCCUAAAUCAACCAGCUCAGCUCCUGUAGCUGUGGUAUCUCCAGUAGAAACUUACCCAGAAAAAUCAUUCAGUUCUUUGCCUUCUCAGUCUCCACUUGAUGCUAAAACACAAGGUCAUAAUCAAGAAGCAAAAACUCCCUUAAGAACAUCUGCUUCAACAAAUGCCAGUGAAAAACUGCCAGAGUUUGCAACAAAACCUCCAACUGCUACUGGAAACUCUGUUUUGGGGAAAUUAAAUCCUUUAAAACUUUUUUCAGGGCAAGAUAUUGGGAGCUCAGCUGAGUGCAGACAACCCUCUUUAACAACUUUCUCUCAAGAUAAUGCACAUUGUGAUGAGAAAUAUUUACAUCAAGGUGAACAAGUGAUGGCGGCUAGAGGGGGUAAAAACUCUGAAAAAGCAAGGAGUUCAUCACAGUAUAAUUGUUUAGAACAAAAUCAGGAGAAAGAUGUGCUUGGGAGACAUAAUCCUUUGAUUUACACGCAAGGAAAUGUGCCUGCACCAGGGCCAGGAAGGCCAACUGGCCAAACAGAACCAGAGAACUCAGGCUUCUUUAGCCCUUUUAAGAAGUCAUUAAGCUCACUGAUCACACCUGUUGCGCCUGUGCUACCUCAGGGACCUCCCCCUGUCGCAGUGUAUCCUGUGUUUAGGUCCACAGAGGAUGUAAGCCUAGAGAAAUCAGUGGAGGAGCCUUCACUGAGUAGUAAACUCAAACUCCCUUUCCUCUCCUCUGAAAAUGUCUCUGCUCAACAACCUCCCAAAACAGAAGGAGGAAUGCUAUCUGGCCUCUUAAAAUUUGCAUCCAGUGAAGAUGUUAAUUCUUCCAAAAAUACACAGAAUCCUGUGCAAUCAUAUAAUGCUUCACCUUCAGCAACAGCAAUUUCCACCUCCUUGCCACCAAAUCACCCUUCAGCUCAGGGAAACACAGAGUCAGGGUGGUUCUCUAGCAUAUUUAGUCAUACUCCAUCUGCCUCUGGUUCAAACCAGAAUCUUGUCAGCAGUCAACAGCAAACUCAGAGGAGUCAAGGGCCAUCUGGCUCACAUCCACAAGACACAUCAAAUCAGCCAACAUCAACACAUCAUGGGAUGUCGCAUCAAGCCCCCCACCUGCCUGAAUCACAAGGUUUUUUAACCGGUCUUUUUAAGGGGAGCUCCACUGAGGAUAUAUCCCGUAUGGGCUCUAAUCAACCUCAGCAAGGAGGGCUACUGUCUGGGCUUCUCAAAUUUGGUUCUGCAGGUGACCUAUCUAGCAAUUUGCCACAGCAGGCUCCCUCUAGCAAUCAACCACCGAGGGCCAAUAAUGCCCCACAGUUCCCUCGUCAUCCUCCCCCACAACAAAAUGCCCCAGCUACUCAGACAGGGGGCAUUCUCUCAGGGCUGUUUAAGUUUUCAUCAACAGAACAUAUAUCACCAAAUGUACAGCCUCCCUCAGCACCACUGCAGAAGAACCUCCAUAGCAAUUACCCAGGUCAGCAACAGAUUUCAAAUCCAUCUCAGCAAACACAACCUCAACAAGGGGGGCUGUUCUCUGGCUUGCUGAAGUUAACAUCUUCUGAAAAUGUCUCAAACAGCCAAACAAUUCAACUCCAACAGGGACAAAGCAGUGUUCAGCAUAAUGAAGAGAGUUUCAACCAGCAGAAUACUCAGUGUCCAAACCGAGGGCCCCAUCUCAGGAACAGAUCACCUAUUCAGCAAGCAGAUCAGCAACAGAGCAAUAGACCAGGUUUUCUUCGACAACAAACAGUUCCACUCCAGCAACAGCCAUCUCAGCAAGGUGGCCUUGUGUCUGGCCUUUUUAAGUUUGCUUCAGCAGAUGAUGUAAACACCAAGCAGUACCCAUCAACUCAGCAACAUGGGAUUUCCCCAAGUAGAUCUAGCCAGGAGCAACCGAGGGCAAAAAAUAUCCCAACUCCAAGCCAAAAUCUAUUACAAAAUACUUCAACACAAAAUCCAUCUCCAGCAAGUGGUCUACUUUCGGGACUUUUUAAAUCAUCCUCAGAAAAUAUGCCCCAACAGCAGCAGCCAGAAAUCACUGAGAGCCAACAACAGAUCAAACCGCCAAAUAGUCAGACUGCUCAGGCACAGCAGGAGACUGCAAAUCAAUCUGGAGUAUUCUCAGGGUUGUUUAACAAGUUAACAAAAUCAUCUGAGAAUGAUGAGACUAGCUCCCAGACAUCAACAGGAAAAUCGCUGCAUCAGAGAGACAAUACAAACACAGUAACAAGACAGACGCCACUGCAAACACCAUCACAUAGCAAUGUAGUGCAACAAGAACAGAAUGUGGAGAUAGAGAAGAAGACUUCUCAGCCUGCCCAGCAAGGGUUUUUAUCUGGAUUGUUCCCCAGAAGGACAACAACAGAGGAACCCCAUAGUCAUAAACAAGCAGACACUAGGUCUCAGAUUACAGAGCAUUGUACACUAUCUAAUUCCACAAAGUUGCAUUCAGGUGUAAUAAACUCCAGGCCAAAUGCCACUGCAGAAAGUACUACUUCUGAUUUCAAAAAGGACAAUAACCAAAGACUUGCUCCAGAUUAUCUUACUCCAGGUCAGAGCAGACAUGCUUUCUAUAGUGCACCUGUCUCAAUUGAUACUGAAAGCUUAGACUUGAGAACAUCAGCUACUUUCACAAGGUCUCUUCAGAGUCAAGCAGCAUCCUCUUCCAUUAGCACGGGCAAUUUAUCUCAGUUAUCAUACUAUCAUGGUUCACUUCAGUCAGUUCACCCCAUGGCUUAUAGUACAGAUAAUAUCCAUUCCCUUUUACACAGCCAUUCAAAUUCUUCAGUUAUGCCCAUGCAGCCAUUUAUUGGUGGAAGCAGUCCUUCGAUAUAUCAAGUAACCAGGCCAGAUCUUUACCAAGGUCAGUUGGCCUCUUACAGAAUAAGUCCUACUUAUGAUGAAAACCAGUGGAUCCAAGAAUCUAUUCUGUGGCAGCAUUUUCAGAAUGAGUUGCAGAAUUAUCAACAGCAGGGAGAGGGUCAAGGGUACAGACAGUAUGAAGGUGCAAGAUUCUUACAGGACCCUUCUCUUCACUGUAGCACUUCAAAUAUCAAUCAGCAGUAUAGCUCUGCAAGACCAUGGCAAGGUACUAUUUGUCACCAAGACCAAAGUGGAUCAUAUGAAUUUGAGGGACAUGGAAAUUUUAACAGCGACCCAUAUCCCAAGAAGAAAUUAUGGAGCAGCUCUGAUGACUUGGGAAACUUACAAUAUUCAAGUAAAGAGGAGGGUGCAUUGAACUUAACUACCAAACAAAGUAAUGCCAAGUUUGGGAAAUGGAAUUCAUUUAAUGAUGGUAGCUGUUACAGCUUGAGUGGUGUUUCAUAUCAUGAAGGUUAUUAUGAGGAGAAUGCACCAAGCUUAUCUUAUUCAGCCAAUUGGCAGUAUGGAAUGAAUAAUCUUCAUACUGAUGGCAUAAAUCAUCAAAGCCAGUCCAAUUUGAAUAAACCAGUAGAUCCAAAUUACCCUAAAAAUGUUAAUAGUGAGAUAGAAGAUUUCAUGUAUCUUGAAGACACAGAGUGGUACCAACAAUGGCUUGCACUAUUGGAGCAAGGUAUGUGGUGGCCAGCAGAAGAUGGUGAUUGUGGCUACUUUGUUUACACAGACCAUGAAUACAUUUACGCCUUGCUUACAGAUGCAGCAGGUGAAUAUGUAUAUGCUUGUGCACCUGAAGGUGAGCGGUGGGAAAAUGUCCAGCAGUUAGAUAGUUUCCCUAGUGCUUGGCUGCACAAUGAGAUGGUUACAGUAUGUGGUUUUAAAGUCCCACUAUACAAUGAGGAUGAGCUUCUUUGGCUCCCUGGCCAAGAUUGUAGUGAUUCUCAGCUUCUUAAUGCCCCCCUUGACUUAUCUGCUGCCUAUAGAAAAGGAAACCAAAUUAUGAAUUUGAAUCUGGAACGUUUCUUCCAAAUGUUUGAAAACUCUUUCCAGUGUCAGGGAGAAGAUGCAGCAGAUUUUACAUCUUACAGAUUAAACAAAGUCAGGAUGGAUCCAAGGCAGCCCAGUUAUGUCUAUCAAGACCCGUACACAGAGGUUAUUGACCUUUCAUGCCAUAGUAAAGACCACACUGGCCCUUAUUGGAACAACCCACAAAUUAAGACACUUCUUGCUCAAAAGGUUGCUGUUUCCCUCAACUCUACCCCAACUGCAAAUUCCAAUCAGCAAAUACUUUAUAAUUGUUACCAGCCUAGGCAAAGGCGACGUUCAUCCACUGGAGUUACAGUGAAGCACGUUGAUGACAUAUCAGAGGAUGAAUGGAGAAAGAGAGUGGCUCCUGGAGAACAGCAGCCUAAUCGUCAAGGCAAGAUCUCUUCUCUCAUAUCCUCCUUUGUGGGCAAGACUUCACAAUCAGACUCAAACAAAACUGGCAAAACCUCCCAGUAUCAACAGAGAUCACCUACGACUGAAACUCCUGAUCAGCAUGCUAAGAAUAUUCUCGCAUCAGGUCUCCAGAGUCUUAAGUCAAAGAUCAUCAAGGAAGAAUCCCCUGCUGUUAUAACUCAGCCAGAGAGUGUUGCACAGCAAAUGCAAAGACCAAGCAAAACUCAGUCAAGAGUUUUGCCUACACCACCAAGUGCUCAAAUGAGUCAGUCCUCAGUACAAUCAGAUACAACUUCACAGAAACCUAGACUUCCACGUCAGACUACUAUGUCACAACAGGCAACCCCACCAACACAGUCCACUGUCACUAAGCCAGUGGGAGCAAAAGAAUCUCAAGCUAAAUCUGGAUCACCUACACAGCCGGCGGUUGAUAAGCCAGCCGAAAAACCAGUGGAAAAACCAACUGAACAACCACAGGCAGGCUUCAUGAGCUUUCUCAAAUCUGCAGUAGGAAAGGAGGAACCCAAGCCAGAGCCCCAGAAGUCUCCUCAGACACCUUUGAAUCAGCAGAGUAAAACUGGCAGCACUGCUUCCCUACCUGGCAAUACAGCGCCAAACAAAGAGGCUACAGGAGUAGCAAAUCUCUUUGGAUCUAUAGGGAGUCUCUUUAGUGCUGAUUCCUCCCCACCACAGCAACAGCAAUCAAAGCCGAGUGUUACAGCGAGUUCACAGGCAUCAGCACCUAGACCAAAGGGUAUACACAGGCAACAAACAAUGGACCAAAGUGUUGCUUCUCGGCCUGGUCAAAGUCUUCCCCCCGGGAAAAAUAUGUCACAAGUAAUUCCCCCCAAUUCUGCCCCAGGCCCUGCUCUAGACCAUUCGCAAACUGUGCCUCCAACAGGACAGUCUAAAGAGGAAGCAGGAUCUAAACCGUCUGGUGGACUAUUUGGUUUUUCUAUUGGAGAAAUACUAUCAGGAUCAACUUCACCUGCCCAGCCUGGGCCCGGACAACAAACACCUGCACCUGCCACAGCCUCACAAGCUGCACAAGAGGAGUCUCUUGGUAAAAGUUUAUUAUCAAUGUUCAGUGGACCAAGUCCUGCACAGGCUGCACCUAAAGGGCCCUCCUCUCAAGCAACUUCAAGUGCAGCUCCACAACCUCCUCAACAGGAAUCACUUGGUAAAAGUUUAUUGUCAAUGUUUGGAAGCCCAAGUCCUCAGCCUUCUCAAACCAAGCCUACCAAUCAGGUGCCUCCACAAGGAAGUGAUGCCUCAAAAGAGCCCCCAAGUAUUGGGUUUCUCUCUAUGUUUGGUGCUCCUAGCUCCCAACAAUCUCAAACCCAAACAGGAUCUAUCCUAGGGGGGAUUCUGCCUGGGUCAUCUAGUUCAACUGAAAGCCCAGCAAAAGGGCUGUUGUCAAUGUUUAGUAGUUCACCACAACCACCACAACCACAACCUUCACCACAGUCUCAACCACAGGGUGCAGCUCAAUCACAAAGUCAGCCACAAAGGACACCUCAGUUGCAGUCUAAACCACAAGCACAGCCUCAAGCACAAGGGCUGCCAGCCAGCUCUGUUCUUGGGGGGAUAUUGGGUGGCUUGUCUACCUCUAGUGAAAGUCCAGGAAAAGGUUUGUUAUCCAUGUUUGGAGGUCCCAGCACUCCACAAACACCAGCAGCAGGUGGUAAUGCAAGUAUGUCUACUACCACAGGAACUGCAGCACCUAAGGAACCUGCCAAGAGUAUAUUGUCUAUUUUUAGUGGUCCCAUGUCACCACCACAACAACAAAGUGCAUCUUCUAUCUCUGUAUCUGGCACUGCUGCUCCUGUCAAAGAGCCACCAACUACAAGUCUUGUUGCUUCUACUUUACAAGACCCCUCCCAAGUGUCAUCUGUUUCCAGUAGCUGUGCGAAAGGGUCAUCAGCUACUGAUGAAAUUUCAAGUGAACCGUCAACCUUGAGUAAAGCAUGUUCUCAGUCCAGUGAACCACAUGCUAGCCCAUCUACUCAGACCACUGCGACCACUACAUCAUCCUCUGAAGAUCAAACCACAGUUCAAGCAGUUGAUAAGUCAACCACAGAACCAAAAUCAGAAUGUGCCACUGUACAAAAAGAAGCUGGCUCAGAAGACACACCUCAAGGCCCCACUGCCCCUAAAGAACCACCAGCAUCAGGCUUGGUGUCUAUGUUCAGUGGACCAGCUUUACAACCUCCAUCCUCACAAGCUGGAUCUAUUUUAGAAGGACCAGGAAAGGGUUUGCUUUCAAUGUUUUCUGGACCAUCUACUGAGCCUAGUGUUAGUCAGGCAGGGCCUCCACCUGGAGAGUCUGCACCUGGAUCAUCAGCCAAAGGUUUGCUUUCCAUGUUGGGAGGUUCUUCCCCUCAGGCUUCUACUCAGACUGGAGGUUCUAUACUAGGAGGUAUAUUUGGAGGGGCUUCCCCUCAGACAGGAGCUACUCAAACAGCAGGAUCAAUACUCGGUGGUUUAUUUGGGGGGUCUGCACCCCAAGUUUCUCCUCAAGCCACCACCACUGCCACUGGAGGCUCUACUACCCAGACAACAGCACCUCAAACAGGGGGAUCAUUAUUAGGAGGUUUAUUUGGUGGGUCUGCUCCCCAGUCUGUUGGUUCUCAGUCUGCAGGAUCCAUUUUGGGUGGAGUGUUUGGAGGAUCUGUGUCAUCAACUACAGCAUCUAGUGGAUCAUUGUUAGGUGGAAUGUUUGGAGGGGCUGCUUCCCAAACUGCUGCAACCCAACCCGGUGGCUCAAUUCUGGGAGGUAUUUUUGGAGUGUCUCCCUCUCAGCCAGCUGCCCCACAGACUGGUGCAUCUUCAUUGGGUGGCGUUUCACCAGGAGCUUCUGCCACUAAGGAGACCCCUAGAAAAGGUUCUAUGUCUGGAGGGUCAGCUGCACCUGCAACCCCUAUUGCAACAGAUUUGCCAAAACUCACUGAUGACAGCACAAAAACAGCAACAGUUCUCCCAGUUACUUCUUCUGUUGAUACUGCUCCAAAAGACAAAGAGCAGGAAGAAACACCAAAGCAGCCCGAUGGUACAGUUCAGCAUCUAGAGUCAGGUGCCCCCAAAACUGAUGACAUGGCAGUCGUAGAAGUACAAAGCCAGCAUACAGAAACACCACUCACAAUCAGUGACAGUCAGCCCAAAGAAGCUGAAAUUCCUACAGCAUCUGAGGAACUGGCAAAACCAGAUGUACCAGUUAAUGAUCAGUUUUCUCAAAAUAAGAUGCCACCCAAGACUGAAGGGUCAACACCAGCUAGUCAGUCAGCAGCUCCCAGUUUACAGGGAGAGCAAAAGCCUCCAGAGCCAGAAAAAUCAGUUAUAGACUCAUCAGCAGAUGCAGUCUCUGGGUUUGUGUCCUCACUUUUCAAACCAGCAACUGCUGGAACAACAUCCCAAGCUGCUGGCCCACAGACAGGAGGGUCGAUUCUAGGGAGUAUUUUUGGAGGGUCCAGUACCCAGAUGGCAGCUCCUCAAACAGGGGGAUCAUUACUAGGAGGUUUAUUUGGAGGAUCUGCUCCCCAGGCUGCUUCUCAAACCACUGCCCCCCCAACUGGAGGGUCAAUAUUGGGUGGAAUGUUUGGAGGUGGGUCCGCUCCCAAGUUUGCAGGUCCCCAGACGGGUGGAUCAUUACUGGGUGGGAUGUUUGGACCAUCUGUUGCGUCAAAUGCAGCAGCUCAGACUGGUGGCUCUUUAUUGGGUGGAAUGUUUGGAGGAGCCGCCAACCAGAGUGCAGGACCACAGGCUGGGACAUCAGUAAUAGGGGGUAUAGGUGGAUCUUUAUUUGGGGGCAUGGGACAAGCACCUAAGCCAUCUGAAUCCAAGCCAGCUGAACCCAAGCCAGCACAUGGCACUAAGCCACAACCGCAGCUUAAGAGCAUGGAUGUGGUACAAAACACAGGUGCUAGUGGUACUGAGAACAGUGAAACUAAAAUAGGCUUAGUUGACUCAAGUGUACCUGAUAAAGGGCAAGUAACAUCUGACAGCCAAACAGAAAGUAGUGUAGUGACAACUAAUGGGGGGGAAUCUCAACCAGUUUCUACUGUCACAAGUGCUACCAUAAGCACUACAAGCGACCUGAGCCAUCAAGUAGAUAACACUGAAAAACAAAAGGUGGCUCUUGAGGGAGAGGUGAUACAUGAGAAACCCAUAACAAUUAAAGGAGAACCUGAAAGCAACAAUGCUGAUAAAUCAAUCCCACCAGAUACCCAGAAACCAGAUGCACAGAAAACUCCCCCAGCUGAUCAACCGGAACCACCUCAAGCUAAGUCCUUGUUUGGUUUGAUGGCAACACCAAAUGAUGCAGGGAAAUCUCUUGGAUCUCUGUUUUCAUCCCCAUCAACAAUUUCCUCUGGUGUUCCUUCAAUGCCUCAAACAGAAGGAGCUAGUGCUCUGUUUUCAGGACUCAAAACACUAUCUGCAGGCUUGUUUCAAGAAGAAAAUUCUGUUGCAGAAAAACAGGAGUCACCUACCCCUUCAUUAUUUGGGGCAAAAUUAGGAUUCCCGUGGCAGACACAGCCGCCCAAGCCACAAGCUGCCGAAGCCAUAACAUGCCAGCCCAAAACCAGCGACAAGCCAACAAGUGAUCAAACACAAACUGUAGAAAAGGGUGCAACAUCUGAUGUCCAAAAAAAGGACUCGGUAGGUUCCAUGGAUGUAGCAAACCCCCAGAUUUGCAUCUCCACUCCUGAAAUAGAUCCUACAGCAUCCCUGCCCCAAAAGGAGAAGGAAAGCCUUGUAGAAACAUACCCCUCUGCAGGUCCCACUUCUGGAGUGCAGCUGGACAACCAGUCCAAGAAGGAUCUGUUGAGUGCGAAAAGUCCAGUGGAAAGUAGUCGCUUUGGGUCAUCAGGAAACUUGAGCGAGACCAGCUCCCAGCUUAGUGAAACUGGCCAGGAGAGCACUGGGGGAUCAGAGCUGGAGGAGUCCUUCCACUCCUACCACAGUACUGGGUUUCACCCUUCCACUAAUGGGCAACCACGCACAAAUGGACAUCAUCCCACCAAUGGACACUCCAUGGUCGCAGGGGAGGAGAUCCGUAGGCUGUCAGUUGAUCCACAAGGCUUAACUAGCUCCAUGAAAGGUGACACACCAGUUGAGAGAAGGUCCACUAAACUCCAAAGGUUCCAUGAUGAUGGACCACCAUUGCCCUUCACUCCAUCCAGAGUUCGCUGGUUGAAGGCCAUCAAUAAAGUCAGGGUUCAACUCCGGGAGGUACGAGAUGAAGAACCUAAUUCCAGACAGGCCUGGGUCGAACCAGGUGGUGGAUCUGGUCUGUAUGGAAUUGACAGCAUGCCAGACCUGCGUAAAAAGAAGCCUAUCCCCUUGGUCAGCGAUGUGGCUAUGUCACUGGUCCAAGCCAGGAAGGCAGGGAUCGCUUCUGCAAUGGCUGCACGCUCCUCAAUCAAAGACGAGGAGUUGAAAAACCAUGUGUACAAGAAGACCUUACAGGCUCUCAUCUACCCCAUAUCUUGCACCACACCACAUAACUUUGAGGUGUGGACGGCCACUACACCCACCUACUGCUAUGAGUGUGAGGGGCUGCUGUGGGGGAUCGCCCGCCAAGGAAUGCGUUGCUCAGAGUGCGGGGUGAAAUGCCAUGAGAAGUGUCAAGAGCUGCUGAAUGCAGACUGUCUGCAGCGUGCUGCGGAGAAGAGCUCCAAGCAUGGAGCUGAAGACCGGACCCAAAAUAUCAUCAUGGCCAUGAAAGACAGGAUGAAGAUCAGGGAGAGGAACAAACCAGAGAUCUUUGAUGUCAUCAGGGAUGUGUUUGUGAUUAGCAAAGCCAUCCAUGCUCAGCAGAUGAAGACCAUUAAACAGAGUGUACUGGAUGGUACCUCCAAGUGGUCCGCCAAGAUCACAAUCACAGUCUUUUGUGCCCAAGGUCUUCAGGCGAAAGACAAGACUGGGUCCAGCGAUCCCUAUGUCACCGUCCAGGUGGGAAAGACCAAGAAAAGAACCAAGACCAUUUAUGGGAACCUCAAUCCUGUCUGGGAGGAAAAGUUUCACUUCGAGUGCCACAACUCCUCAGACCGAAUCAAAGUACGUGUGUGGGAUGAGGAUGAUGACAUCAAGUCUAGGGUGAAGCAGCGUCUCAAGAGGGAGUCUGAUGAUUUCCUGGGUCAGAGUAUUAUCGAAGUUCGAACACUGAGUGGAGAGAUGGAUGUCUGGUACAACCUGGAGAAGAGAACUGACAAGUCAGCUGUGUCAGGUGCCAUUCGCCUCCAAAUCAGCGUGGAGAUCAAAGGAGAGGAGAAAGUGGCCCCCUACCAUGUCCAGUACACUUGUUUGCAUGAGAACCUAUUCCACCAUUCAACUGAUGUCCUGGGCCAGGGUGUGGUGAAAAUCCCUGAGGCUCGCGGCGACGAUGCAUGGAAAGUCUACUUCGACGAUGUGGCACAGGAAAUAGUGGACGAGUUUGCCAUGCGCUACGGGAUUGAGUCCAUCUACCAGGCUAUGACGCACUUUGCCUGUCUGUCUUCUAAGUACAUGUGUCCCGGGGUUCCUGCGGUGAUGAGCACCCUGCUGGCCAAUAUCAAUGCCUUCUACGCCCACACAACCGCCUCCACCAAUGUGUCCGCCUCCGACCGCUUUGCUGCCUCCAACUUUGGGAAAGAGCGCUUUGUCAAGCUCUUGGACCAGCUACACAAUUCCUUGCGCAUUGACCUUUCUACUUAUAGGAACCACUUCCCUGCCAGCAGUAAGGACCGCCUUCAGGACUUGAAAUCCACUGUGGACCUUCUAACCAGCAUCACCUUCUUCAGGAUGAAGGUGCAGGAGUUACAGUCUCCACCCAGAGCUAGCCAGGUGGUGAGGGACUGUGUCAAGGCCUGCCUCAACUCUACCUACGAUUACAUCUUCAAUAACUGCCAUGAGCUGUACAGCAGACAGUACCAACCUGUGGACACGAACAAGGAGGAGCUCUCGCUGGAGGAACAGGGUCCAAGCAUCAAGAACCUGGACUUCUGGCCCAAACUCAUCACGCUCAUUGUCUCCAUCAUUGAAGAGGACAGGAACUCCUACACGCCUGUUCUGAACCAGUUUCCUCAAGAGCUGAACGUAGGGAAGGUGUCCGCAGAGGUUAUGUGGACGUUGUUUGCACAAGACAUGAAGUACGGUAUGGAAGAGCAUGAGAAGCACAGGCUGUGUAAGAGCGCUGAUUACAUGAACCUGCACUUCAAGGUCAAGUGGCUCUACAAUGAAUAUGUCAAGGAGCUGCCGAGCUUUAAGGGUGUUGUCCCCGACUACCCGUCAUGGUUCUUACAGUUUGUGCUACAGUGGCUGGAUGAAAAUGAAGAUGUGUCCAUGGAGUUUAUGCAUGGAGCCCUAGAGAGAGACAAAAAAGAUGGAUUCCAGCAGACGUCGGAGCAUGCCUUGUUCUCCUGCUCCGUGGUGGACAUCUUCACCCAGCUCAACCAGAGCUUUGAAAUCAUCAAGAAACUGGAGUGCCCUGACCCGAACGUCAUGGCUCAGUACAGCCGCCGAUUCUCCAAGACCAUUGCCAAAGUUCUUCUGCAGUACAGUGCCAUUUUGACCAAGAGCUUUCCUACCUACAUUGACAAAGAGAAGAUUCCCUGCGUCCUGAUGAACAAUGUGCAGCAGCUAAGAAUCCAGCUGGAGAAGAUGUUUGAGUCCAUGGGUGCCAAACAGGUUGCUAUACAGGAAGCAAUGCAAGAUGAACUGGUGGAGGAGGAGGAGGAGGAAGGAGAGGAGCAGGCCAAAACUGCGGAUGAGGAGGCAAAGACUCUGCCUGACAAUAGAAAGCUAGCAUGGCAGACUGACACAGAGAAGAUGGAUACACCAGUAGAUCAGUCUAAAAAUGCAAAUGGAGAGAAAAAGGAGGAACUGACUGUUAAAAAGAUGGACACAGAGGCCAGUGACUUACUCAGUGAUCUGCAAGUCAAGCUGAACAAUGUGCUGGAUGAACUGAGCAGUACAUUUGGGAACAGUUUCCAGAACCGUAUCAAUGACUGUAUGAGACAGAUGGCCUCUCUGCUGUACCAGAUCAAAGGACAAAUCAACGCCAGCAACAAAAACCAGGUGGAGGCCGACUCUGACAACAUGCUGCGGCCUCUCAUGGAUUUCCUGGAUGGAAAGCUGACGCUGUUUGCCACCGUCUGUGAGAAGACAGUUUUGAAGCGCGUCCUAAAGGAGCUGUGGAGGAUUGUAAUGAGCAGCUUGGAGAAGACCAUUGUCCUGCCGCAGGGCAACGACACCUUUGGAGCACAAAUCCUCUCAGCAGCCAAAGAACUGGGUCAGCUUUCCAAACUCAAGGAUCAUAUGGCAGGGGAGGCCAAGAGCCUGUCCCCCAGACAGUGUGCUGUCAUGGAUGUGGCACUGGACACUAUCAAGCAAUACUUCCAUGCAGGAGGCAACGGGCUGAAGAAGGCUUUCCUGGAGAAGAGUCCUGAGCUGUCCUCUCUUCGCCACGCUCUGUCGCUCUACACUCAGAGCACAGACACACUCAUCAAAACCUUUGUAACCAGUCAGCAUUCACAAGUGCACAAUGGAAAGGGUAUUAGGUUUACACCCAAUGAAAAAAUACUGCCCAGCAGGGGCUCUGCGGUGGACAAGCCAAUAGGUGAGGUAUCCAUCCAGAUUGACCUUCACACCCAUCCUGGGAAUGGAGAGCGCAAAGUUACUGUCAAAGUUGUGGGAGCCAAUGAUUUAAAAUGGCAGACAUCUGGUAUGUUUCGGCCUUUUGUGGAGAUCACCAUGAUCGGUCCUCACCUCAGUGACAAGAAACGCAAAUUCCAGACCAAGUCCAAGAACAACAGCUGGGCACCCAAGUUUGGCGAGACUUUCCAUUUUGUCCUGGGCAAACAGGAUGGAUUCGACUGCUACGAGCUCCAGGUGUCUGUGAAAGACUACUGUUUUGGCCGUGCCGAUCGAGUGGUGGGCUUGACCGUGAUCCAGUUAAGAGACAUCAUGGAUAAGAGCAGCUGCGCCUGCUGGUGCCCGCUGGGUCAGCGCAUCUACAUGGACGACACUGGCCUCACCGCCAUGCGAAUCCUCUCCCAGCGCUCCAACGAUGACGUGGCCAAGGAGUUUGUGAGGCUGAAAUCAGAGACACGCUCAGCUGAGGAGGGCAGAUGAGGACGAAGCGAGGGAAAGGAAGGAUGGAGGGUCUCGACUGAAAUACGAAGAAAGGCAUUUUAUUUGUCAGAGGCAGGGAAUUGUUUGCCGUAGAUGGCCAUCUGAACGUUUUCUUAGACUUUUCGACGUGUCUUAGCUGCUGCUGUUGACUGUUUUGGUGGCGCCUUGCCAAGCUCACCGACACACUGUCACGCUGUCACUCCGGGUAUUUUCACACACUCACUCUCUUGUGUUCCUCAGACGCUCUCACAAUAUUUAACUAGGUAUUGUACAGCACGCAAACACAUAGAUGUUAACUCACUCACCCAUCCGCUUACCAACUUAUCAACUUUUCACCCCUUGGACCCCCUGGUCAGUUGCAGUGAUGCAGUGGAAAUGCCAUAGCCUCAAGGGAACGGAAGAUGCAAACAUGUUCCCACACCUCCCAAGUGUUUUUGUGCAAUACCCCUGUCAACCCGAACCCCUCUACCGUGGCCAUGUGUUUGAUGCCUUACACUCUGCAAACUGUGAAUGUGUGAAGUUGAACGUUUUUUUUCAAUGCUCUUUGCUUUGUGCUGUUAGCUAGUUUCCCCAUUUUCAACAGUCAAUGUGAAUAAUGUUGUUAUUCUUCUCACACAGGGGUGCAAUAUUUUUGGGAAUGAAAAGAUGGAUAAUGAGCAGGUAGUCCAGGUAAUGCUAAGGUCUUAAGCUCUGCAGCCUGUCAGUUUUGCUGAAUGCCGUGAGAGUGACUGAUGCGUCCCACUGGUUUCACUGAAACAAUUCAUCUUGUUUGUUGAGGCAAGGCCGAAAUAACCGUUUAUUUAAACGAUGAAUCAGUUAGAUGUGUGUGCCUUGCUACUGUAUUUACGGUUUCUGUUCAUAACUACAAGAACAGUCAUUCCCAUUUCCCUUUUUCCCAAGGCCUUCCCGGAAACUGCUGGCCAGGAAAGACAAUAAUGAGACAAUCAGAAUGAAGUCCAUGAAGAGUUUGCAUGUAAACUAUCCGUAGACCAAAAUCACAUAAACAAAAGUAAAAGUGGCUGUUACUUACAUAGGGAGAAUCCUGUCUUGGCCAUUCUUAUUUGAUCAUCGUUUGGCCAAUGUGGCCUAACCAUGAUGUAGCUAUUUUAUUUAGGUUUUGUUUUUUUGUUGUUUUUUUUUUAUAAAUAUUUAUUUUGUCUGUUGCUCACUGUUGGAAUCAGACAUGUCUGCCAGAACAGUGUAUUUGAGUAUUUGCACAGCAGCUGCUUUGAAUGAGAAAACUGCAGUUCAGUUCAAGAGUUUCGCUCCAAGAUGAGACAUUAUCCACCCUUUGAAAAACGAAAAAAUGAACCUUACUUAUACAAAUGAAUAGCACAGUUGGUAACUUACACCCAUGACUUACAAAGUGACAGACUUGCCUGUCUAUACUUUAGAGAUACUAAAUGCUGAAGUUCAAGUAAUGAGUUUAUUUUUUUAAUUUUUAUUUUUUUCCCCCAAAUUUUGACUUUUGGAGACAAGCUCUUAAGUUGCUGAGUCAGUGAUGAGUGUAGAAAUUUAUACUUGUGGUUUAUAUAUAUUUUCCUGAUCUGUUUUCUUCUACUGUGUUCCUCUGAGUGGCCUUACUUUGGUGAAAAAAAGCAAAGUCUAUAUAUGUAAUCUGAAUAUUUUUAAUCUUUUUCUGUGUGUGUGUAUGUACAUGCGUGUGUGUGUGUGUGUGUGUGUGUGUGUGUGUGUGUGUGUGUGUGUGUGUGUGUGUGUGUGUGUAUCCCUUUUGUCUCUCCGCAAUGAGGACUGGUCACUUUGCCCGCAAAUGAUGUCAAAUAAGUUUUUCUUAGUGAUGUUCCUUAUUAUUAUUUUGUACUUUUAUCUUAAAUGACACUCAAAACUUUGUAACAAAGUGUAGGCUGGGUUUUCUUUGUAAUCCAUUGUGUUUGUGUUAUGUUUUAUCUGAUAUUCUGUAAAACAAAUGUCACCUCUUCCUCUUCCGUAGUUUGAGAUGGUGUCAGUCGCUGUAUUGUGAGAUCCGUUUUCAGUUUUGUGGACAAGAGUGAUCUGCAGUGCUGUGUGCCAGUGAACUCCUUCGUAAAUGAUGGGGAAAUGUCUACAUGUCACUUCUAAGGACGACAUUGAUAUUGCUAUGGGAAAAAAAAAAAAAUCUGCACAUUUUUAAACUCUUCUAAAGUCAUUCUUGUUACAGUACAUCAACCUUUGUGAAUAAUUUGUAUCUUAGCGGUUCCUGAGGGCAAAUGUUCAUAGCCAUUCUGUAAUAUACAUGUUCCUUGUGCCAAGUUGCAGGUGUUCACUUUUGAUCUUUUUUGUUUUGUUUUGUUUUGGUUUUUUUUAUUGCAUCUUUUUCUAAUCUUGUGAACCCUUGCACUAUCUCUAACUCACCACAAUAUUUAGCACGUAUGGUAUAUCAGUCAAAGUAACUGCAUUUCUGUGGUGUUUUCUUUGUAUUAUCACUAUUCAGAAAUGGUAUUGAGCAUUAAAAUGUCAACAUUACGAUUCAUGAAUUUUGUAUAAAGUAUUUGAAAAGUA
Myripristis murdjan (pinecone soldierfish) is the source of this 18046-nucleotide messenger RNA. RefSeq names its product unc-13 homolog Bb (C. elegans) (gene unc13bb). The transcript has 50 exons. Gene Ontology annotation, cellular component: neuromuscular junction; terminal bouton; presynaptic membrane. Bases 212 to 15547 code for a protein of 5111 amino acids. Gene Ontology annotation, biological process: synaptic vesicle priming; presynaptic dense core vesicle exocytosis; synaptic transmission, glutamatergic. The record is from RefSeq and is a predicted model, not a curated record. NCBI's taxonomy places the organism in Eukaryota, Metazoa, Chordata, Actinopteri, Holocentriformes, Holocentridae. Gene Ontology annotation, molecular function: phospholipid binding; diacylglycerol binding; calmodulin binding.